Molecule: messenger RNA, 1775 nt
Organism: Nicotiana attenuata
Lineage: Eukaryota; Viridiplantae; Streptophyta; Magnoliopsida; Solanales; Solanaceae
Product: fatty-acid-binding protein 1-like
Exons: 4
Coding region: 379-1206 (275 amino acids)
Molecular function (GO): intramolecular lyase activity
Source: RefSeq, a predicted model, not a curated record
GAAAUGAGAUCAUACAUUUAUGAUAGCCAACAAUAAAGGUCCUUGAAAUGUGUUCCGUAAAUUUUUGCCAAAAUAUGCAAACAAAUGCAAGGAAAUAAACCACACUACUGUUUUCUUUCACCAAGAAAAAUCAGUUAAUGAUCUAUAGUGGGUGAUAAUAUGUAACAUAUACCUCCCAUUAUCUCAAUGCUCAAACCGAGGAAGGACGAAAAGAUGCCUCAUUAUGAGACUCCCACUUGCAUGAGACAUGAAUGAGUUACAGUAACCCUCGGGCAAAUCUCUUCCUAUAUAAACCUCAUUGCCCUUCAAUCUUCAAACCACAGCAAAACAGAAAACAAUUCCUAUCUUUUCCUCUUGGCUUAUAACUAUCAGUGUAAAAUGCCGACCACCAUGGAAGAUGUCACAGCAAAGACUGGGGCAAUUGAAAUUGACCCCAAGAGUGGUCUUGCUUUAAAACCAACAAUGGAGAAGGGGAAGGUGAGCGAAGGUGAAGCAAAGAUUACAGAAACAGCAGAAGAGAAGCCAAAUUGUACGAAUGAGGCCAAAACUGAAGAGGAAAAGAAGGAGAAGAGUGGUCAGGAGAAAGAAGCAACUGUAAAGGAGGAGGAAGUUCCAGUUGAGGUUGAACCUAAAACUGGAGUCUCUUUUCCUGUCAAACUUGAAGAUGGGAUGCAGUUGAAAGCUGUAGGUUUAAGGAAGAAGAGCAUGCUUGGCAUGGGCCUUAAAAUUUAUGGCUUUGGAAUAUAUGCAGACAAUGAGAAAUUAAAGGACCUUAUGCAGUCCAAGAUUGGGAAAGCACCAUCAAAACCAACAAAGGAAAUGUACCAAAUGGUGAUUGAUAGUGAUUUUGGGAUGAUUGUGCGGUUGGUAAUUGUUUUCUCUAACCUAACCAUAAACAUGGUAAGAAAGAACUUUGACGAAGGCCUAGGAGCUGCCAUAAAGAAACUCACUGGUGGGAAGAACGAAGAGCUCACAAAGAAGAUCAUGGGUGAAGCAUCUGAUGACAUAAAGCUGACUUCUGGUUCUGUAAUUGAGAUUUCAAGGCUUCCGGGAUAUGUUCUUCAGACCAAAGUAAAGGGUGAAAUUGUGAGCAAGGUGGAAAGUGAACUACUCUGCCGGGCCUUCAUCUACAUGUAUUUAGGUGACGAUCCCUUUGACAAAGAAGCCAAGGAGAAGUUCGGGGCAUCCAUGGUCUCUAUGUUCUAAGUUGUGGUUUUCCAGCAAUUUCUAGGUUGUUAAAGAAUAAGGUGGUCUAUUUGAACUGAUGAAUAAUUGCUCAAUAAAGGAAUGAUUAAAACACGGUUGAUUUUCAUAAGUAUUUUGUAAGUUCUAAUACGCAAGCUUCAACACCCCCCCCCCCCCUCCAAACAAAACCCAUGUUACGUCUCUCAACUCGUACGCUAUGUAAGCGUGCACUGUGUAUUUACAUUUAGAUGUUAUAUUCUGUUGUUCAAAUUAUUCAUCCAUCGAACUUUUGCAACGCCAAGAAGAAAUUUCUUGGCUCAGGAAAGUUUAUGCUAUGAAAAACUGAAAACAUACAAGAUAUCUCACAGUCUGAAAAAAGAAACAGAGAAAGCUCAGUGAACCACCUGCAGCUAAAAAUAUGUGCUUAUAGAAUAGAUCCAGUAAUGUUAGAUUUAACCCUCCAGAAACUGACAAACCAAACAUGAAUAGGAGUUUGUGGAACAGUAAAACAGCGCGCGUAGUAUACAAAAAUAGACUCGUAGAAAUAGCACCUCAAUCACACCAUGGAUGAGAUCAGGCAAGGCCAUAAA